Messenger RNA from Trichogramma pretiosum, 4928 nucleotides. RefSeq names its product regulator of G-protein signaling loco (gene loco). The transcript is spliced from 18 exons. NCBI's taxonomy places the organism in Eukaryota, Metazoa, Arthropoda, Insecta, Hymenoptera, Trichogrammatidae. The record is from RefSeq and is a predicted model, not a curated record. Gene Ontology annotation, biological process: signal transduction. Gene Ontology annotation, molecular function: protein binding; GTPase activator activity. Bases 585 to 4637 code for a protein of 1350 amino acids.
GAGGCUUUUAAGUGCAUAUGUGAGUACAGUUUACGCGUUCGUUGCCAACGAGCAAAGGUUCAACAAACGGCCAAGAGCCGCAGUGAUAAUAUUAAAGGACUCUCUCGUGAAUCAAAGUGAAUUGUAAAGUAACUGCAGCAGAGAUUCAAGAUUUGGGAGCGAGUUUUGUGUACACGUUUGAUGCGAGUGCAACCUGUGGAAUCGCGCCUCGGAAGUUUAUAGAAUACUCGAUAUAGCCGUGUCAGUGCGCAGAGCACGCGCUCGCAGCCGCACGCAGUUUGGCACUUGUCGCGAUUGCGUGGGAAAUUCGCAAGAGCCGCGCGGCGUGCCCCCCGUUAUAAUCUCUCGCAGUGCCAAAUAAUAGUGCCCGUGCAGUUUCAGUGCUUAUCGCAGAUACAGUGCGGUGUUUUUCGCCGAUCAUCGCCAAACCGUUCCGACUUUGAGCCGAAGAGCCGUGCAGCACCAAGGGUCGACCGAAGAAAUCAAAGAUCAGUUCGUAAAUCAGAUUCGUUCGAAAAUCUUGAUGGACGAAGGAGGACGGGUUCGACUCGUAUGAAUGGAAAAAGGUGCAAAAAGGCUAAAAGAUGCCUCAACAACUGGAACAUCAAUUUCAACAUCAAAGUCGACGACCGAAAAAACGAGUUAACUACGGCUCUCGCAGCAUUGAGCUCGCCAGGGGCAGCAGUGGCUAUGGUUUCACCAUAUCUGGUCAGCAGCCUUGUAUCCUCAGCUGCAUCGUACCCGAUAGCCCGGCCGAUUUGGCUGGUCUACGUUCCGGUGACUACCUGAUCGCCGUAAAUGGACGCGGGGUGCGUCGAGCAGCCCACGAUGACGUCGUCAAGCUCAUUGCUCGAUCUAAUGGAAUUUUGAAAUUACAAAUUGCCGAUAAUUACUACAGCGAUAGCAGCGAAGACGAAGAAUCUAUUGCCAAGAUUCGUGCCAAGCCUAGAUACAGAUCUAAAUCAAACCAUGCCACAAGUAGUUCAGAUUUUACGGUGCCAUCGCUCCCUCAAUGUCGAGUUGCGAAAGUUGUCCGAGAUUUGCAAAGUGGAGCAAUGUUUGGAUCAACUUAUCCAAACAAUACAAAACCAUCCAGUAGCUGUUCAAACUUACCCCAUAGAUGGAGUAUGUCUAGUCAAUUGCCGUUGCCACCGCCUCCUGCUGUAAGGAGGCAUGAUUCCGAAAAAAUCGUACACAGAGCUGUUCUAGGCUACUUGGGCUCUCUUGAAAUACCCUCUCACUUACAAUCUGUUUCCAUGGUAUCGCUCGUAAAAAAGUGCAUCAAGCGAGUCAAAGCUGAACAGCGUAAUCCAUCGACAGUCUUACUCACUAUUCACGUAGCUAAUAUAAAAUUGUCCAAUUUGGAAGGUCGCGUAAUUGCCGAAUAUCCAUCCAGUAGAGUCAUCUAUUGCAACUAUUACUCAAACGAAGAUAGGUUGCACUGUGGUAUACUCACCAAAACUGGAGCCUCCAAUAGUAAUGUCGACUCUUCGUCGGAUACAAAUUCGUGUCAUGUUUUUCGAGUUCUUUCAAAUUUAACUCCGCAUAAAACUCACUUGAGCACCAGUGCUGUGUUUGAUUUUAUGUGUACCAAAGCUAAUGAACGAAAUGAUGCCUGCCAAGAAUUCCCAUCUAGCUGUGAUGGUAUUAUUGGAGCCAUACAAACUUUGUAUGCUGGUGAUGCGAAUGAGCCAGAAGCUUGUAAUUUAUUCGAUAAUCGGCGUAGUCAACCGUCACCUCAACCUAGUAACUUGAGUUCAUCAACAAUACAUUCGAGCAAUAGCGAUUCAGGAAUCGGAUUUAAAGAUGAAUGUGGGAGCCACGAAGAAAAAAGCAUUGUAGUUUCUUCGUUGGAGAGAAAGAUCAAAGAUCCAAAUGUAUCAAAGUUGACGGUUCGCACUUUGUCAAAUCCAAGAUGGAGUGAUUUUACUAGACCGGAGACUCCGAGUAGCGAUGAGCACGAUGAGCACGAUGAUCGUCGUCAUAAUCAUCAUAAUCGACGUCGCCGUUCACACUUGGAAGGCCCUUCACCGUCAUCUCGAAAUAGACGUACAAGUCGUCGACACCAACAUCAGCAUCAUCACACUCGCUACAGUAGCGGUGGAGAGGGGAGCAUUGUCAGCUGCCCAGCUGUACCAUCUGGGCCUCGCUCGCAGCGCCAAAAGCAGCUUGCCGCUGCUAAUGUUGCCGGCUUAGUGCGUUCGCCUCGCUACACUUCGACAUUGUCCGUUGGGACGCUGCGUACUCACGAUUAUCCAAAUUCAUCCUCGUCCAAGGCGCGAAAUCAUCAUUCAGCUAAUCAAUGGAAUUCGUCGUCGCAAGUAGAUAUUCUCGAUCGUCUUAGCCCGAAGGUUUAUACCAACGGCAUGAAGAUUCAAGGAUACAGUAUGGAAAAUUUAAAAACGAGUCCUAGCUCAAAGUCUCAAUUGGAAUUUUCUUCAUUCCCACGAAAUAACGAUGUUGCGGCUGCAAACGUAAAAUCUCCAAGGCCAUGGGGUAGUAUGCAGGAAAUUCGACAGGUUAAUGACAGCGAGCCUGACAUCGGCACAUUAAGCACGCACGGGAGUACCGAGUCGUGUAAUAAGCCUACAGAACGAGGAGUUCACACAUGGUCAACUAGCUUCGAAAAAUUAUUGGAAGAUCCAAUGGGAUUGAAAACGUUCGCUAAAUUUCUGAAAAAAGAGAUUAGUCACGAAAACAUAUAUUUUUGGGCAGCUUGUCAACGUUAUUCGAGUACAAGCGACGUAGCUGCUCGCAAAAAGUUAGCUCAACAAAUUUAUCAACGACAUUUGGCAAAUAACGGACCUGAACCUGUCAACAUUGAUAGUACUGUAGCUAGUAGAAUAACUCCAGAAUCAAUUCACAUAGCUUCUAAUGAUUUAUUUGCUCAGGCGCAAAAACAGAUUUUCAAUUUAAUGAAAUUUGACAGUUAUCCACGUUUUCUGCGUUCGGACGAAUAUCGUAAAUGUUUAGAAUCUGGCUGUGAUGACGAAGACAAUCCCGUCGAAGACAAUGAUCUUCUUUUAUCAAGUUCUUCCAGUACAAAAUUAAAGAAAAGCGUGUCUGACGCUGAAGAUCGGUGCAGAAAGUCUAUUCUUCCUUGGAACAGAAAAAAUAGGUCCAAGUCAAAGGAUCGCGGUGAAUCCGAAUACAACAAAACACCAAAUAGAGGAGAGAAAAUUUACAAAAGUUUUUCUACCAUACAAAGAGAAAAUGAUGGUAAUAUUGAAGAAGAUGGUGCUUCUAUUUCAAGUAGUCGGUCAUCCUUAGCAUCGUGGGAUCUUGCACUACGUCAAUCGUUCACAAAACACUCGGCCUCGUCCUAUGAAGGACAGUCGAACGAGAUUCAAGAAAACGUCGUAGCUAAUUGCGCUGGACUAUGUCGAGUCAUCUUGCCGGACGGCUCGACCACGGUUAUUACAACCAAUCAUUCGGAUAGCGUCAAAGACGUCCUGACACGUCUGCUCGAGAAACGCGCUCUACGAUACUCAAAUUACGACGUCUUUAUGCUUGCUACAAAUGAGAUCGUUAAUCUUAAGUACCCAAGCUCAGUAUUAUCCAGUCAAGAAGUAGAAGUAGUGCCAACGAAAACUAUUAAGAUUGAUUUGCCGUCUCGUCGAGUUAUCAGUGUAGUCGCCCACAAAGGCAAAACUUUAAAAGACGUUCUAAAACCACUUUUAAACAAAUAUGGUCUUAAACUUGACCUCAUAACGAUCUGGGCUGAUGGGCAUCCCAUAACGCUAGAUAUUCAAGCUAGAGAUGCACCGGCAAGGCUCACUUUAACUUCAAAUAAUAAUAAAGAUACAAUCGAUGAUGCUUUUUUAUUUAAAACUCCGGAAGUGCCAAAGGGUCAAUCUUCUUUAGAUGAAAUUACCAAUAAAGUAUUUGAAGAGCUGCGAGUAGGAAAAGUUAAUAAAAAGUCGGACACUGAUAAUGGUUCGUGCAAGUCAGAUGAUCAGAAAUCUGAGGGUUCUUCAAUUCGUUCUGGCAAAUUCUUCUCAAGAGAUUCGACUCUUUAUAUAAGAAAAAAGGCGAAAUCGAAAAGUAGUAACUUGAGCGAAAAAAGUGGUUCAGAAUGCGGAAAUGAUGACGGAAAUAAAACACAAACCCCAUUGAUAGCGAAGUGGAGAAAUGGUGUUAAACUUCAAUUACCUAGUCGAUUUGAUGGAGAUGGUAAAAAUUUGUAUGAAGACUUAAAACGAGCUCAACGACUGAGACUAGAAGAUCAGAGGGGAACAGAAAUUAAUUUUGAACUCCCAGAUUUUUUAAAAAAUAAAGAAAAUGAGAAGACCCCCGACAGCAAGAAAAGCCGUAAAACGAAUACAACGUUAAAGAGUAGUGAACACAGUAAAUUUUAUGAAGCUGAGGAGGAAAGACCAUUUUUAGAAAGUAGUUUCAAUGAUUCUGCUUCUCUAGAUGGCACAAUUAUUGAAGCUAAUAGAACUGUUGUUGAAAAUGGAAAAUCAAGUAUCCUAAAUAAUUCUCACGAGGAUGCAUCUCAAAUUUCGCCGUCAAAAUUGUCGAAACCUCCACCACUUCCCCCGAAACCAAAGAGUUUAGCAAAUUCUGUCCGAAGUAAUGUUCUACCGUCGAGACCGUUUCAACGAGUUGCAAAUUUUGACAAGAAGCCGAUUUGAAAUCGUGUAGCUUAAAUAUGUUCUAAUAGCCCUAAUAGCGGACCAAUUAAAGAUUAUAUAUAAUUUAUAAUCGACUAACUACUGUGUAACAUUUUCAUUGCAUAUAGCAAUUAGAGAAGUAGCACUUUGUAUUGUAUAUAAAAGUGAUAUAUAUAUAAUUAUAAAAUCGAAAAUAUUUCUAUAGAGAUUUACGCGAAAAGACUAAAAAUGUAUAGCACUAAUGAAAAUAAUUGUUACUUUAUAUUUUUCGAGAAAAUUAUAAAAUAAAUAUAACUCAAUCGAGUAGUAAGU